AGUGUCGCAAGCCAGUCGCCGUGUCGAUGGGCCUCUUCGACAUGUUCAAGAAAGACGAGGAUGAGGAUGAUCCCUUCUGGAUGAAGAGAGACUUUCGUCCCACCUCGCGUCAAGACGGAACGUGGGAGCAGUACCAGGACCCGGCGACGGGCGACAAGUACUACUUCAACACGGCGACUCAAGAGACGAUAUGGGAGGAAGAGUAUCAGGCCAGAUACGCUCCCAAACCCCAGCCGACCCUCACCAAGCCCAAGCCUUCCAUGACAGAAACCAUCGACCGGCCCACCUUUGGCCUCCCGCUCUGGAUGCAGAACAAGGCCAAGUCAGAUGCGUCACGUGCCAACGAGCAGCAGAUGGCUGCCGGCACCCUCGAUGCGCAGCGGCUGACGGUGACGUGGCGAGCAGGCGGGGGAUCGAACAUGCAGCGAGGAGGCUUCGGGUAUGUGUUCAUCGGGACCUACGACACUCGGACAAACCCAGACGCGGCGAGGAAGGACAUCAAGGUGGUGGUCAAGCUGCCCAACACUGACCCCGACUCCAUCCGGGCCUUUCAGGGAGAGACUCUCAUCAACAAGAAGAUCGCCUCCUUCGGGGGCAUCCCCGGCGUCGCCGAUUUCCUGGGCACAGUCGAUCUGACGCCCAUCGAACGGCAGCUGCCGCCUGGGAUCGGGUCGAAGCAGGGGCUCGUGUGGUCGCAGGUGCAAGGCAAGACUCUAGACACGUUCUUCGACCGAGGCGGCGGCAUGUCACCCAUCCUCGCCAGCACCCUCGACGUGCGAGACACGCAGCCAGUGAAGCUCAAGAGCGGAGCUGUGGUGUACCUCAAGAUCAACCUCUGCAAGAAAGUUCUCGGCGAGUCGCUGCUGCCUCUUGCCGUGUUGCAUGACAAGGGGAUCAUCCAUCGAGACCUCAAGCCGCGCAACAUCAUGCUGGUCGAGAACGACAAGCUCUCUCCCUUCCGUAUCAUCGACUUCGGGUCUGCGGUAGAGAAGGGCAAGAAGCCUUUCAUGGAUGACUACACUGAGAUCUAUGCGCCGCCAGAAGCACCAGACCCAGACUUCUUCAAGCCGGAGUCGUACGACAUCUACACCGUCGGCAUCACGGCUCUGAGAGUUCUGAUGCCCUCGCUGGUGGCAGGAGAGAAAGGAAUCCAAACGCUCGGGCUGGUGACCACGCGGGAGAUCCCGUCUUUCAACUACGACCUCCGCGCGUGGUGCGAGAACCGGGCCAACUCUAAGAGUGCAUCCUUCGACCAGCAGGGCCUCAACGCGGAGUGCAAGGCGCUCCUGAACACUCCCGACCUUCUCUCUCUUCUGUCCGACAUGCUGCAGGCCAACGCCAAGGCGAGACCCUCAGCUCGCGAGUGUCUGCAGCGGCUCGGACCCGAGUGGGAGGCGAGAAUGGCAGCGUCCAAGUUCACAGUAGGAGACAACAUCCCGCGACAGUGGAGCGAAGGCGCUCAGUUCGUGAUGGGAGGAGGCUUCUUCCAGAUUGGCGAGAUGUGCGUUGUGCCGAGGUCAGACGGGAGCCUCAAGUUUGGUAUCGUGAAGAACGUCAACCAACGAGCGAACACGUGCGACGUCAUGGUCGAGCAGACUGGAGCGUUUCAGAAAGAUGUCAGCAUGGCGUUGCUUGGCAAGAUGCAACUUUGAUGAUGUUGAAGAGAAGAGGGGAAGAGGAAGAGAUGCGAAUUGUGGGUUUAGCUUCUUGUUAGAUCACAUAAAUCUGGACCAGAUCGCG
Molecule: messenger RNA, 1740 nt
Organism: Guillardia theta CCMP2712
Lineage: Eukaryota; Cryptophyceae; Pyrenomonadales; Geminigeraceae
Exons: 6
Coding region: 27-1652 (541 amino acids)
Biological process (GO): mitotic DNA damage checkpoint signaling; protein phosphorylation
Cellular component (GO): nucleus; cytoplasm
Molecular function (GO): protein binding; ATP binding; protein serine/threonine kinase activity
Source: RefSeq, a predicted model, not a curated record